UAUAAUAUCUCAUCUCUCUUGAUUUGUCAGGUGUCUGUAGAGCUGAAUCCCGGUCUGACUCCUCCGUCGGUUCUUCCUCCCGGAGUGGGUCUGGUUCAUGUGCGAGGACUGGGGCUCAAUGACACGCUGCACUUCUUGCUGUGUAAUCAUGGAGCUCCAGCACUGCUGAUGGUUCACACUUACAGCACACAGUCAGCAGUGCAGGUGGACUGGCCCUCCUUCAUCAACCGCAGUUCAUCAGGCAGCCUGAGGGUAGAGCCGCAGACCAGUGUGCGGUACAGCAGGGCACUAGUGUUCACCAGAGUGUGGGAGUAUGAUGACGUCAGUAACACCGCCGACCCCCAGCAGACCCCAGAGUCCAGCUUUUACCCUCCAUACGAGCUCCAGAACUUCAUCUGGUCCGACCCAAAGAUCACUGUUAACCAGACAGGUCACACAGUAACACUGUGCGGCAGAGAGAAAACAGAGAGUUUCCUCAACGGCUCUCUCUGUCUGCAGUUCUCAGCAUUCGAGUCAGUGGGUCGUGAUCAAGUGUGGCCAAAUCUCCGUCAUAACGCCAACUCCUCGCAGCUGCGCGUGUGGCUGGACGGCGUGACGCCGCGAGGAAACCACUCCAGAUUCGCUCUGGAGUUUCAGUCUGUUGGAGACUCAGUAUUCCGGGAAAGAGCCUAUGACUGCAGCUGCAUAGACGAUGAGUACAAACCCUUUUUCUUUCAGGUGUCUAAUUGGGUCUCGUUUCCAGUAAAUGGCGACAAUGUGUGGGGUUAUAAUCAAUGGAAACCCAUGGCGUAUCGUAAACCAAACCCGGAUGCCACACCCUGCAAACACUCCGAGCUCGUGUCUAUGGACCAGAUCCCUCAGUCCCGUCUGGUUCAGGCGUAUUUCAUAAAAGAUCCUCAGACUUACGGCCUGAACAUCAGCUUCGGCAUCGCUGGAGACCCAGUUUUUUACAAUGCCACCAAAUACAUCAGCUGGUGA
Sinocyclocheilus grahami is the source of this 978-nucleotide messenger RNA. Its product is annotated as glycosylated lysosomal membrane protein-like. The annotation marks the transcript as partial. The record is from RefSeq and is a predicted model, not a curated record. Gene Ontology annotation, cellular component: lysosome. The transcript has 4 exons. NCBI's taxonomy places the organism in Eukaryota, Metazoa, Chordata, Actinopteri, Cypriniformes, Cyprinidae.